Engraulis encrasicolus (European anchovy) is the source of this 1020-nucleotide messenger RNA. It is a transcript of the gene smim12, whose product is annotated as small integral membrane protein 12. Bases 101 to 379 code for a protein of 92 amino acids. NCBI's taxonomy places the organism in Eukaryota, Metazoa, Chordata, Actinopteri, Clupeiformes, Engraulidae. The transcript is spliced from 3 exons. The record is from RefSeq and is a predicted model, not a curated record.
UUAUGGCAUCUUUAAGUACUAACGAACACUUGAGGGAGUCGUGGUGAAUUCACCUUCACAAUGGAAGCGUUAAGAGCAAUACAACACCAGCUCUGCGACCAUGUGGCCCGUCGUCUGGACUGCCAUGCGUACCUACGCCCCGUAUGUGACCUUCCCUGUGGCGCUGGUAGUCGGGGCGGUAGGCUACCACCUGGAGUGGUUCAUACGGGGAACCCCGACCACCAAGCAGGAGGAGAGGGGGAUCCACGAGAUGCGGGAGGAGCGGAGACUUGCGGAGCUGGCGGGUCGGGAUAGUACGGAGGUGAUUAGUCUGAAGGAACGGGUGGAGUUCACACCACGGGCAGUGCUGGAGAGAAACAGACCGGCGGAGAAGAGUUGAACAGAGGUGGUGUUGAAAUGAACCCCCUCCCCACUCCGUGGAGCCAAAGAGGGAAAUAAUUUGAACUGACUUUAGUGUCAUCUUCUCAAUCACUUGCGCUUCACAUCAAUGAUGCCAUCCAUCCCUUGUGGACAUAAGAAUAUUGGUACUGUAUGGGACACUUGACUGUGAAUGGGCUUGGAGAGUGUGGUUGUUGAAUUGUAAUGUAUGUCUUAUAUGCUGUAAAUGAUAAAUUAGGGACACACUACACAAGCAUAGGCCUACAGACAGUCUCAGAAUACGCAUCAAGUCCACCAGUCUGAAAAGCGUUACCAAACCAGCACAUUUUAUUUAAAAAUCCUUGAAUGUAAGUGUAAAGAGGUUUGGAGUUUCAUUUUCUUUAUGGCAUGGAAGAGUUGGGCCUACAGUUUUUUUCUGGAAUCUGUGUGUCUACAUUUUUAACUAGACAGACCCAGCUCUGUCUUCUCUGGAACUGGAAAUGUCCAAGUUAACUGGGUGUUAACUUAACUUGAUCCUGUUAUAAUGUGAUGAUGAUCCAUGUGUGCUUGUUUUGAGUGCCUUGAAGAGAGAUGUUUAUAUUGUAAUUGACUGACAUCAAAUGCAAUAUGUUAUAGAAUAAAAACAAAGUAUUAUAAAUGAAA